Molecule: messenger RNA, 4403 nt
Organism: Schistocerca cancellata (South American locust)
Lineage: Eukaryota; Metazoa; Arthropoda; Insecta; Orthoptera; Acrididae
Gene: mesh
Product: protein mesh
Exons: 21
Coding region: 1-3843 (1280 amino acids)
Biological process (GO): cell-matrix adhesion
Source: RefSeq, a predicted model, not a curated record
AUGAGACGGAGCCUUCAGCGGACCUGCGCGCUGGCCCUGCUGCUGCUGCUGCCCCUGGUGUGGGCGGCGGCGGGCCAGCAGACGGAAGGGGCGGGGCCGGGGGCGGUGGUGGAGGCCGAAGUGGAGGCGGAGGAGCUGCCGGACAGCCAGGUGGAGCUUCUGGACGGCGGAAUCCCGCAUCCGCCCCCGCCUCCACCCCCACCGGCGCCACAGGGCGCGCCGCCUCAGGGACCGCCGCCGCCCACUCCGCCCCCACAAGUUUCGCCCUCGGCCACUGUUACCGAAAACAAGCAGCCGUCGCCCCCAGAGGAGACGCCGGAAGACGUCGAGCUGAUCCGGCCCGUUGCGCCGCUGGCUCCGGCGCCCGGCUCACGCGGGAAGGGCAGGAAAGUGCCGCCGCCCACUGCGUCGGGGAAGUACGCCUACGACACCAACUUCAUGUGCGACAAGAACCGCGUGGCGCCGCCCAACCAGGCGACCACGUCGGGCACCCCGUACCUGCUGACAGAGAACCGGCUGCGCCAGAUUCGCUCGGAGUUCAUGUACUGCUACUUCGACCAGGGCGGCAACUCGGACGACAAGGGCGACUACCAGACGGACCUGCACUCCUCCAUGCCGCAGAUCCACAAGAACCUCAACUUCCAGCUGCCAUUCUAUGGCUUCCGUUACAAUUACACCAGGCUCUCGAUGCACGGCUACCUGGAGUUCAGCGACCCGCCCGAGCACUACACGUACCCGCUGUCGUUCCCCAACAAGGACUGGCCCAAGAAGAACGACCCGGCCUUCAUCGGCAUCUUCUUCAGCAAGAUGCGCAUCGGCAAGAUCCGCCAGGAGGAGGAGGACCAGCGCCAGCCGGGCGUCUACUUCCGGCUGGAGCGCGACCUGCAGGCGCGCACCGACCAGAUCGGCGUCGAGAUGCGCGAGCGCGUCAAGUGGGACGUGCGCGAGGGCGUCGUCGGCGCAGACACCUUCGACCCCAAGCACCUCAUCAUCGUCACCUGGAAGAACAUGUCCUUCGCCGGCGGCAUCGACAACUCGCUCUACAAGACUAACACUUUCCAGAUGGUCCUUGCUACAGAUGAAGUUUUCACAUAUGCAAUAUUCAAUUAUCUGAACAUCCAGUGGACAUCUCAUACAGAAGCAGGAGGUGAUACAACAGGCGGAGAAGGUGGUGUUCCUGCUUAUGUUGGUUUCAAUGCUGGCAAUGGCACACAAAGUUAUGAGUAUCUCCCAUAUUCACAAAUGUCUACAGUUAGAGAUCUUCCAGGAAGAGGCUGGGGAAACGGAUUUCCAGGGAGGCACAUAUUUCGCAUUGAUGAGAAGAUAAUGCCUGGCACCUGCAACAAGGACAUAGCUGGCGCCAAUCUACCAUUGAUCUUUGCUCCUGAGAGUGGUAAUAUGCUGGGUGGCACAAUAGUAAAUAUCACUGGGCCAUGUUUCAAACCAACAGACAAGGUGACCUGCAGGUUUGAUUACAGAGAAGUCAGAGGCACUGUUGUUGACACAAAUAGAGCAGUGUGUGUCCAACCAUUUGUAAUGGGAGAAGGUUAUAUACCUUUUGAAAUAACAGUAAAUGAAGGGAGAUAUGACUGGAAAGGAAAAUUCUUUCUCGAAACUCCUGCAACUGCAGAAGAAAAAAUUACAUUUGACACAAAUGAUGUCCAUCUAAAGAGCCCAGCAGAGAUACUAAUUAAGUGGGACAGUGCAAACUUGACAAGUAAUUCAGCAGCACAACUGACAAUAUCUCUUUGGGGCUACCGAGAGUCCCGUAAGAUGCCUGAGCUAGUGUAUAUUGAUAUACUGGAGACUGGUACACCAAAUUCUGGAUCAUUCACUAUUGCACCAGCAAAUUUUCGCAACAGGAACAAUUACCUGGUGACAGAUGCACAUUUUGGCUUUAUACAGAUCAACCUAACCAAUCCUGAGAUAUAUGCUGGUUCAUCAAUCUCACCUGUCAUAUGGAGUCGUCCUAUUCCUCUUGGGUGGUACUUUGGUCCACAAUGGGAAAGACAGUAUGGUACAGACUGGCCUGCAAAUAUGUGUGAUAAUUGGUUAAUGAAUGAUCGCUACUUGAAGAGCUUUGCAAAUGACAUCCCGCAAUGUCCUUGUGAUCUGGAGCAUGCUCUUGUUGAUAAGGGCCGCUUCAUGCCAGACUACGACUGUGAUAAGGAUGCCAAUCAUAAGUGUUUCUACCAUGAGGGUGCAGUACACUGUCUUCGAUCAGGAAUUCCAAGUAUGGGAGGAUCAGAGCAACAAUGCUGCUAUGAUAAGAAGGGAUAUCUGAUGAUGACGUAUGACCAGCAGUGGGGCAGCCGUCCACGUCGAUCUCAUAACUUCGGGCAGCUCCCAUGGAAUGAACCUAAUAAGGUCCCCACUCUCUCGCAGUGGUUUCAUGACAUGAUUCCAUAUUACUUCUGUUGCCACUGGCAGGAUAUUCAAGCUGUUGGUUGUGAAACAUAUCGAUAUGAAAGACGCCCAACACAGGAUUGUAUAGGCUACCAAGCACCUGCCGUAGGAACAGUUUUUGGCGACCCACAUUUUAUCACAUUUGAUAAUGUUGAGUAUACGUUCAAUGGAAAAGGAGAAUUUGUGCUGGUUCGAGUGGACACAGAAAAGCUGAGGUUAGAUGUCCAAGGCCGGUUUGAACAAAUGCCAAAGAAUGUUUAUGGAGAAGUAAUGGCAACGCAACUGACAGCUAUUGCUGCAAAAGAAAAUUCUUCAGCUACUAUUGAAGUCCGAUUAAGGCCAGAGUAUGCAAGAUGGAGGUACCACCUUGAUGUACUUGCUGAUGGGAAGAAGAUAUAUUUUGACCGGAAUGCUCUAAGGGUUCAGCAUUUUACUGGUGUGACUGUGUACACUCCAACAUAUCUUAUUAACCAGUCAGAAGUUGUCAUUAUGUUCCAGUCAGGAACUGGUGUUGAAGUUGUUGAGAACAAAGGAUACCUAACAGCUAGAGUGUACUUACCCUGGACAUUAAUUAAUCAGACCCGUGGGCUUCUGGGAAAUUGGAGUUUUGAUGUAGAAGAUGAAUUCACAUUGCCUGAUGGCUUGGUUGUAAAUCCAAGUACAAAUAUCAAUAACUUUGAAAGGGUGCACAAGGACUUUGGAAUUAAAUGGAUACUGGGAGAUACUGUGAAAGAGGGAGUAGGAGGGUCCUUAUUUGUGAAUGAGUACUCUCGAAGUUCCAGCUAUUAUGCAAAUGAGUCAUUUGUUCCUGAGUAUCGUACAGAUUUGCUGGAAAUUAUUCCUAGUAACAGGUCAAAAGACAGGACUGAUGCUGAGUUCUACUGCAAAGAUUCAUAUCAGUGCAAGUAUGACUACGCAAUGACUGUCAAUAGGGAUGUUGCUGAAUUCACAAAGAACUAUUAUGCAAGUUACACAGAAAUCAGAGAAAUUACGGAGGCAAAAGUUACUUCAUGUGGUGUGCUGGAAACACCACGAUUUGGUCGAAAGAGCACUUUUGAAUAUGUACCUGGAACAGUGGUAACUUUUGAGUGCAAUCAAGAUUACGUUCUGGUUGGUGAUAUGCGGAGGUCUUGUGGUGCAAAUGGACAGUGGAAUAUACCUGAGUAUGGGUACACUGAAUGCUUACGUCAACAGGAAUAUGCAUCACGGCAGGCAGCUGUGACUUGGGGAAUCAUUCUGGCAGUGGCUGUGCCAAUUGUGCUACUGCUGAUCUAUGCUGGUUACAGAAUUGUAAAACGUAAUGUAGAGCAACAGAAAGCUGAAGAAGAAGAAGCAGAACAGAAGCAGGCUGCAUAUGCAAGAGCCAGGCAGCUGGGCCAUCCUGAGAAUGCAACAGAACUACGUGCACUGAGUAGUAGGGAAUCAGAGAUUGAAUAAACAACUACUUGAUAUCUCCUUCAGUGCAGAAUGCCACAAAAAAAAGAUACUUGGAUUAUCUGCGGGAUAAUAUUCUAGCAGAUGUCCUACCACUAGCACAGUACAGUGUGUACCAUAGUGUAGGUAUGUGCAGGAUGCAAGUGAUAAUAAAGUGAACAGGUUUGAAACAUUUUUAUAAUGUUUCAGAGGAGCAUCACAGCUUAUCUGGACAUGAAAGAACAGAACUCAUUAAAAUGUUUGUAUGUUUUCAUGAUGAUGCAAUCUUUUUUAUAUGUUUGUGAAGUGAGUCAUAGAGAUAAUGUAACUGUCACAGUCAGCUAUAUUUAUUUUUAACUGCUACAAUAUUUUAAAAUAAGUUUAACUUUAUCAUAAUUACGUACAUUUUCAUACUCUUGUGAAAUUUAUUCUAGGGUCUUCAGAAUAUUGUCUGAGCGGUGGAUAAUGUAUCCUAUUUGUAAUACACUGUUAAAGAAACUGAUUGUAGUGUACAAACUAAAGAUCUUUCAUAUUGUUUGCAUAUAAAUAUUUUUAAAUGACCUUAUAAACUUCUUUUAAAUUUU